AUGCCGCCCAAAAAACCAAUCAACUGGAAAAUGCUCGGUAAAAUGACAGCAGCCGGCCUUAUAUGUUGUAUUGGUGGACCAGCCCUUGUCAUGUACGUGUCUCCAACGCCGGAAGAACUCUUCUCACGUUAUAACCCUGAUCUUCAAAAACGCGCGCUAGAAAGCCGAGAAAAAAGACAACAGGAGUUCGACGACUUCGUCAUGAAGUUGCGUGAGUACUCAAAGAGUGAUAGACCGAUUUGGCUCGUAGCAGAGGAUGCUGCCAAAAAGGAUCGAGAGUCGAAGCUUGAAGGCAUCAAAAAAAUGCGGGAGGAAAAGUUACGAGAGGCGGAGGAGCAAGAGGCUGAGAGACGUCGAAGACUCGAAAUUAUCAAGGGCAAUUCCUAG
This is a messenger RNA of Blumeria graminis f. sp. triticale, 387 nucleotides long. The record is from the annotation of a GenBank genome assembly. Lineage: Eukaryota; Fungi; Ascomycota; Leotiomycetes; Helotiales; Erysiphaceae.